Molecule: messenger RNA, 4991 nt
Organism: Phacochoerus africanus (Common warthog)
Lineage: Eukaryota; Metazoa; Chordata; Mammalia; Artiodactyla; Suidae
Gene: CUL5
Product: cullin 5
Biological process (GO): SCF-dependent proteasomal ubiquitin-dependent protein catabolic process; protein ubiquitination
Cellular component (GO): Cul5-RING ubiquitin ligase complex; SCF ubiquitin ligase complex
Molecular function (GO): ubiquitin protein ligase binding
Source: RefSeq, a predicted model, not a curated record
CGCCCUCCCCGCAGCCUCUCUGCCCACCGAGGCGUCCAGGCUCCACAGCUCGCUCCCGAGCGCGCCCCCGCCCGCCGCGUCAAGUGAUGCGGCCACCGACCCUGAGCUGCUGGGCCUAAGCCGAGCUAAAUUCGUUGCCGGGGGCCUCUGCGGUGCAACCACAAAGGCUAAUCCGAAGGAGGGGGUAGGCUUGUGGGGUCGAUGCUUCCUUUUCCAAUUCAGGUCGGCUCCGGUUACCGUCUCACCCUUCGCCGUUUGCGGCUCCCGGGGCGUUUGCAUGCGCUCUUUCGUGCGGGGAAGCUCCGGUGACCAUGUAGGGGAAAGCGGGAGGAAGCUCCAGCUGCCUGAGGGGAGGUCGGCGCGGUCGGCACGCCGCCUGGCACCCACCCCCUCGCGGGCCGCUGGCCCAGGUGGGAGCCCGGCCUGCAGUCGCGGCCUGACCCGGAGCGCCGCCAAGUCUCGCGCCGUCUCGCGAGAGUCCAAGUUGAAGGAACAUGGCGACGUCUAAUCUGUUAAAGAAUAAAGGUUCUCUUCAGUUUGAAGACAAAUGGGAUUUCAUGCGUCCAAUUGUUUUGAAGCUUUUACGCCAGGAAUCUGUUACAAAGCAGCAGUGGUUUGACCUGUUUUCGGAUGUACAUGCAGUCUGUCUCUGGGAUGAUAAAGGCCCAGCAAAAAUCCAUCAGGCUUUAAAAGAAGAUAUUCUUGAAUUCAUUAAGCAAGCACAGGCACGAGUAUUGAGCCAUCAAGAUGAUACAGCUUUACUUAAAGCUUAUAUUGUUGAAUGGCGAAAAUUCUUUACACAGUGUGAUAUUUUACCGAAGCUUUGUCAGCUAGAGAUUACUUUAAUGGGUAAACAGGGCAGCAAUAAAAAAUCAAAUGUAGAAGACAGUAUUGUUCGAAAGCUCAUGCUUGAUACGUGGAAUGAGUCAAUCUUUUCAAAUAUAAAAAACAGACUACAAGAUAGUGCAAUGAAGCUGGUACAUGCUGAAAGAUUAGGAGAAGCUUUUGAUUCUCAGCUUGUCAUUGGAGUAAGAGAAUCCUAUGUUAACCUUUGUUCUAAUCCAGAGGAUAAGCUUCAAAUUUAUAGGGACAAUUUUGAGAAGGCAUACUUGGAUUCAACAGAGAGAUUUUAUAGAACACAGGCACCCUCGUAUUUACAACAAAAUGGUGUACAGAAUUAUAUGAAAUAUGCAGACGCUAAAUUAAAAGAAGAAGAAAAACGAGCACUACGUUAUUUAGAAACAAGACGAGAAUGUAACUCUGUUGAAGCACUCAUGGAAUGCUGUGUAAAUGCCCUAGUGACAUCCUUUAAAGAGACUAUCUUAGCAGAGUGCCAAGGCAUGAUCAAGAGAAAUGAAACUGAAAAAUUACAUUUGAUGUUUUCCUUGAUGGACAAAGUUCCUAAUGGGAUAGAGCCGAUGUUGAAAGACUUGGAGGAGCAUAUCAUUAGUGCAGGCCUUGCGGAUAUGGUAGCAGCUGCUGAAACCAUUACUACUGACUCUGAGAAAUAUGUUGAGCAGUUACUUACACUAUUUAAUAGAUUUAGUAAACUUGUCAAAGAAGCUUUUCAAGAUGAUCCACGAUUUCUUACUGCAAGAGACAAGGCAUAUAAAGCAGUUGUUAAUGAUGCUACCAUAUUUAAACUUGAAUUACCUUUGAAGCAAAAAGGGGUGGGAUUAAAAACUCAGCCUGAAUCAAAAUGUCCUGAGCUGCUUGCCAAUUAUUGUGACAUGUUGCUAAGAAAAACACCAUUAAGCAAAAAACUAACCUCUGAAGAGAUUGAAGCAAAGCUUAAAGAAGUGCUCUUGGUACUUAAAUACGUACAAAACAAAGACGUUUUUAUGAGAUACCACAAAGCUCAUUUGACACGCCGUCUUAUAUUAGACAUCUCUGCUGAUAGUGAAAUUGAAGAGAAUAUGGUAGAGUGGCUAAGAGAAGUUGGUAUGCCAGCAGAUUAUGUAAACAAACUUGCUAGAAUGUUUCAGGACAUAAAAGUAUCUGAAGAUUUGAACCAAGCUUUUAAGGAAAUGCACAAAAAUAAUAAAUUGGCUUUACCAGCUGAUUCAGUUAAUAUAAAAAUUCUUAAUGCUGGUGCCUGGUCAAGAAGUUCUGAAAAAGUCUUUGUCUCACUUCCUACUGAACUGGAGGAUUUGAUACCUGAAGUAGAAGAAUUCUACAAAAAAAAUCAUAGUGGUAGAAAAUUACAUUGGCAUCAUCUCAUGUCAAAUGGAAUUAUAACAUUUAAGAAUGAAGUAGGUCAAUAUGAUUUGGAGGUAACAACAUUUCAGCUGGCUGUAUUGUUUGCAUGGAACCAAAGACCCAGAGAGAAAAUCAGUUUUGAAAAUCUGAAACUUGCAACUGAACUCCCUGAUGCUGAGCUUAGAAGAACUUUAUGGUCUUUAGUAGCUUUCCCAAAGCUCAAACGGCAAGUUUUAUUGUACGAACCUCAAGUCAACUCACCCAAAGACUUUACAGAAGGUACCCUCUUCUCAGUGAACCAGGAGUUCAGUUUAAUAAAAAAUGCAAAAGUUCAGAAAAGGGGUAAAAUCAACUUGAUUGGACGCUUACAGCUCACUACAGAAAGGAUGAGAGAAGAGGAGAAUGAAGGAAUAGUUCAACUAAGAAUACUGAGAACCCAGGAAGCUAUCAUACAAAUAAUGAAGAUGAGAAAGAAAAUUAGUAAUGCUCAGCUGCAGACUGAAUUAGUAGAAAUUUUGAAAAACAUGUUCUUACCACAAAAGAAAAUGAUAAAAGAGCAAAUAGAAUGGCUAAUAGAGCACAAAUACAUCAGAAGAGAUGAAUCUGAUAUCAACACUUUCAUAUAUAUGGCAUAAUUUUGAAUAUUUUGGACAAUAUUAAGAACCCAAAUUUUGAAGUGCUUGGGCAGAAAAGUUGUUACAGUUUGUGCUGGAGGAAGGUUUAUCUGGACUUUGAUUACAUAAAUAUUAAAAUCUGCCUUACCUAACAAAACAACUCUACUUUGCCAAUCCCAUUAGUCAGCAUGGUGGCAUCCCCUUCAUGUUGCACACUCAUUAACAGCAUGCUGUUUUGUGGAGAAACUUGCAUUCAUGAAGAGCCCACUAUGAACUUUGAAAAAUAAAUCUGAUUUAUACCCACAAGAAGAAAUGCCGUUGGGAAGGGUGAAAGUGGGGUUCUUGUUGCCUUUUUUUUUUUUUGGUUUGUUUCUCUUUUUAUCCUCUCUUACAAAAAUGUACUUGCACAAGGAAGGAUCUUCAGAUGUUUGUGCACUGAAAAACGCUGUUAUGUUUUGUUUUAAAAAUGCAAUUAAAACUAGAAGUAGCACUCUUGGUUUCUUUUGAUCGAAAGAGUGAGCUGGUCUACACAACAUUGGGACAGGGCAGAUGUAGUUGGAAAGAUAAGAAUUUAAUAGUAUCAAAUUUUUUGUUCAAAGAUUGUUUCAGUAUAAUGAUUUUAUUAAAAUGGUGACUUAAAAAUGGUAUUAAAUUUUUCCAACUUAAAAAUGUUGACUUUCUUUAAGCAGGAGACUAUUGUUUUUGUUGUUUGUUGUUAAAUGAUAGGGUUUUUUGUUUUUUUUUUUUUUUCUCCCUUAUAUGGCUGGAGAGCUUGUUUUGAAAAAGUAAAGAUUAUAUUGUUAUUUCAGUUGUUCAAAAAAAUGUAUGGAGAUAGGUAGAUCAUUUCAAUUUGCAAAAGAGCAAAACAAGCAUAUUAAGUGUUUACUAGGACACUUAAUAUUUAUAUACCUAAUAUUUAUUAUGCCACAUUCAAAUUUAUUAAAAAUAAGACAGAAAUCUCCUGCUCUAAUAUAAUAGUUAUGUAACUGACUUCUUAAUCUGUAGUAUAGAAAUAUUUUGAAAUUUUAAAGUCUCAUGAUGAGGAUUUUAUACCCUCAUGUUUCUGAAAAGGAAGAUAUUCUGUUUUAAAAGGUAAUAAUUAGGUAUCAGUCACCUAGGAGGAAGAGAAAAGCCACAAUGUAAGACCUGGAAAACAUAAGCAAAAUUGUUGCAUUCUGAGUAUGAGCUGUAAACUUGCCAAAUGUAUGUACAUAUAUAUUUAUAUAUUUUAAAAAUAAAAAUUUUAAAAAAUGUUCAGAAGGCAACACUUACCUUGUUCCUUUCAGUCAAUCCAAAGUAGCAACUUACUAGUUGCUGGCAACUGAAUACCCAGAGUAGUGGAGAUUUUAGGACAUGAGGACAUGAACAACUUGAGAAAAAACUUACUCCUCAUUGGGAAAGAAUGGCUCAACAUGGAUUUUAUUCAUUGUGGUGCACGUUUCAAAUUUUCUUGCAAAUUAUUUUAUAUUUUAUGUGAUAGUAUUAUUUUAAAUGAUUUUGAUGAUAGUAGGAAAUGGAGUGCUGGAGUGUUGAAAAACAUACAGUAUUAUUGCAGGGUGCUUUCAAGAGCAUUUCAUGGAAUCUGUCCCCAGUCCCAAGAAGCUUUGUGAGCUUCCUGCUGAAAGGCAAGAGAGCAAACUUAAAACAUUUAAGAUUUUGCUGGUUAUAGUCAAAUGCCUAUUUUGAAACUCGUAGGAAAUUGGAAUUUUGUUUCUAAUUUAAAAAUCUUACACUUGAGCUCUAAGGUAGCAUGUGUCAAAUUAUUAUAUCAAGCAUAUUGUGAUGAAUUAAACUAAAUUAGUACUCACUGUUUUCUCUAAUUAGAUGACUGUUACCAGUACACAAAAUUGAAAAUUAAAAAAUGUGAUAAUUUGGUAAAAAUUCUGGCCCUUAUUUUAAUGAAUAGUUUGAUAUGGCAUAUUUGCUUAUCCAAUACAAGAAUGCCAAAAGAGUAAACAAUGGAAGGAAAAACUACAGGCCAUUUCUUAAAGUUUAAGAUUAUUGUUGUUUUAAACCAGAAUUAUUCUCAGAACUUUUUUGGCAUGUCUAAUCUUUUUAGUCAUUUAAUUUAAGAAUGAGAGCCACAAUGUUUUGAUUUAUAAAGGCAAAAUUUAAUGCAAAAGUGGGUAACUCUAAAUCCAUAGCAAAGUUUUCUAUUAAAUUUUAUAAAUUUUUAAA